Messenger RNA from Mercenaria mercenaria, 2004 nucleotides. RefSeq names its product tetraspanin-18-like. NCBI's taxonomy places the organism in Eukaryota, Metazoa, Mollusca, Bivalvia, Venerida, Veneridae. The transcript is spliced from 9 exons. The record is from RefSeq and is a predicted model, not a curated record. The coding region runs from base 205 to 1086 and encodes 293 amino acids. Gene Ontology annotation, cellular component: membrane.
GAUUAGUCAAGAUUUUGAUUUUUUCAUAGUCACAGAAGACAAUAUGUAGUUUAAGUUUUGCUUUUUUCAUAAACGAGCAUAAUUUUAUAUUUAGUUCAGAUAUAUAAGUGAGUAAAUAUUCAACAACAAGCUUGGACCACUGAGAUAAAUGGUAUCGACAUAAAAUACAUCGUUGUCAUAAAAGACCGUUUCUGCGAGUUAGCAAUGGGUGCCGCCAAGAAGUAUGGAUCACCUAUUAUUGUUCUUCUAAAUACAUUUUUUGGAGUGAUUGGUCUUGUAUUGCUCGUUGCUGGAUUCUUUGUGAAGUAUGCAACUGAUUAUGUCGACAAAUAUGGAAAGGAGCUAAUUUCAAAAUUUCAAGACAAACUUCCAGCAGCAAUUGGAGAUAAAUUAGAGAAUGUAAAGAUUUCCGAGUUUGUGGGAGGAGCAUCUACGGCAUUUAUCAUUGUGGGCGUGGCGGUUCUGACUCUGGUUGUCUGGGCUUACUGCGGAAUUUGCUGCCAGUCAAAGUGGAUGCUUAUAGUUUAUGCGGCUCUCCUUACAGCGAUAAUUAUUGGCGAAGCCACGGUUGCCAUUUUGUUCGCAACAAAUAGGAGUAUGAUAGACGAGAAGAUUAAACAGCCGCUUUUAGAUUCUUUAGAUCUGUAUGAAGGAAGUACAUCCAACAGCGCCAUUUCGUUAGCUUGGAAUGCACUUAUGGGACUGCUUGGAUGUUGUGGGGUGGACGGACCAGACGAUUUCAAGAAAGCGAAAGUCUGGAACCACAAGCUUGAUCCUAACGAAUUUCCAAAUCAGGUAGCAUCGGCAGGUAUUGUAACACCAGUAACUAUCGCUGCACCAGUUGUGUGUACCAAGGAUAAGGCAGCGGCCAUACAGACUAUUUUGAAUAACGGGGCGUCAAGUGUGAAAUACAUUCAGAUCGGUUGUUACGAAGCCAUUUGGACAGAAAUUGAAAGACACCAAGGAAUUGCUAUUGGUAUAUUUGCCGGUUUAGGGGCUUUUCAGAUUGUGCUGUGGAUACUGACAGUUUGUCUCAUUCGGGAGUUUGGAAAGUCCAACAGAAAUAAAGUUGCACCAAUAUCGUAAAGAAAAAAUGUGGAUACAAUAACAAUAUAACACAAUUGAUACAAUGUUUACAUUGAUUCUCCUGUAAGGAAGACAUUAUAUAGAUCUUUGUGAUUUUAACUCUUUUAUUUUAUUUUCCAAUGUUUUUUUUUCCUUUUUUUUUGUGACCCGAUUUAUUCUUAUCGGAGGAACUAGGGUAAUGGAUAAAACAUGCCGGCACGCAAUUGUCUCAUUUUCUGAAAUGUACUGGAUAUAUUGAUGUGUAUCGAGUAUCAGGAAGAUUGUAGUAUAAAUUAGCUGAGCUUGACAGCAUGUUACCAUUAGUCUUUGGCUUCAUGCUUCCAAUGUGUCCAAAUAUUGAACCAUAAAUUGAUUUGUCAGAAAUAGUUUUAGUGUCAUUAAGAUGGCUUUCUAACACUAAAUUUCAGCAUUUCAGCGGUAACAAUUAAAGCAGCAAGGAACUAAUACUUCUUAAUUUAGAAAGCACUUUGCUGUGAUAUUCAGUAUAUCUUAGACAGUAUUAAUUACAAAACACCCCACACAUUUACUCAGCAAAAUGUGAAGAAAACAACCAUGAUGUGCAGUUGUGAUGUGUAUUAGUUGUUUAAACAUUACACUUAAGACUCAUUUUGGGGGCUAAGCGUGAAACUAUUGUAUCUUGUCUUUCUUUAUGUACAGUUACCGUAGUUUCGCUUUCGGCCCACGAUUAAAGACAGAUAUGUGAAUAAAAACACUUUGAUAUUGUUUAUUUAUAUUUCCCAAUGUUUUCUACUCUUAAAUCUGCUUUAAAAUAUUAAUUUAAUAUACUUUGGGGUUUGCAACUUUCAAAUGUGUUCUUACAGUCAAUUUUCAUUUUAGGACUAUGAUGUUUUUGUUUUGUUCACAAAAUAGCAAGAUGAUUUCCAAUCUUCAUUUAUGUAAUUAAAAAACAACAAUCGA